AUGGCGUCUUCUACCAGGUUAGUUACUGAUUCCUUUCCAAAGACUAAAAAAGACAGACCGAUUAACCAAAAGCUAAAGCAAUCAAAGGCCAAAGAUGUGAUUCAUCAAAAAGGUAAGAAUUACUCACUACAAUGUAAUUUUUGGAAGCCCUAACGGUGGGUAGCCUGACAAUGGUGACAUGAUCGGGGAGAUAUUUCUAAAACAGCUGUAGCCAUAGAUUUCCCCUGGCUCCUUUAGGACAACCCCCGGCUGCCUGGAACACAAAGAACUUGCUCGUUGUUAAACUUUCUGCCUUCUUAUUGCAUUUACCCAGCAGCUUGAAAUGUUGGUGACUGCACUGCAUAACGUACAAGUAGCGGUUGAAUUAUUGGUGACCCUGAAUAUUUUCAUCCAAUGAUGCUAGUAUAAAUACAAUAAUAUUGCUCCAUUCUGAUUGUUCAUGUGCUUAGCACACUGCUUGGCAGUCUACAAGCUGCAAGCUAAGAGUGUUUGGUAAUCAAAUAUAGACAAUAGUUUGAGUUUGUUCAGUUACCAGUCUAGGUCAAUUCUUGGAUUCAGUUCAAUUACCAAACAUUUAACAGCCAUUUAUCUUUUCUUUAGAUCAAAAGGAAACUAAGGACCAGGAACUGAACCUUGAAAAAGCCCUCUUGGUAUUAAAAGAAUUUGACUUAGACUCUGAAUAUGGCCCCUGUAUUGGUAAGUUAACAAUGUUUAAUACUGUGGUUCUCAGCAUCAUAAUAUGUAGAGGUAUAGCAAAGACAAUUCACAAGAUGGUAGUGAUGACAGUGUGUGCAGAUCUAAAAACCAACUUGACUACUGGGAGAAUGACUUAGGCUCAAUUUCCAUGUUGAAUCGGGGGUAGGAGCGCGGGCUCAUUUCCUGAACAGAAGCUGGUAAUCGAGACUAAGACUGACUUUGAUUCUAUUCAGUCCUUUCCUCCCUGUACCCAAUACUAAUAGGGAUUUUCCAACAUAGUCUCAUUCUUCAGUCAUUUAGGAAGAAUUGAAACUGUUGAAUAACAAAUUAUGGAGAUCCCGCUAAUACUGGCUGAUGGCUUCACUCUAUGAAAUUGUUAAAACUUUUCUCUGGCAAAAAAAUUCCGAACAAAAUUGAAGCUUUUAGUAAACCGGAACUAUUGCCUUCCAAUGCAGUCAUUUUGGUCUUUAACCCAUUCGCUCCUAGAGAUUUUGCCGAAAAACGCGUUUUGAAGCUAGUCGAGUGGUUUUCUGGUCACUGUCGUGCUAUAAAGAGCUAAAACUUACCACAAACUGGUUUACAGGUCGAACACUUCGCGGUCUUCCGAUCCAGAUGUAAAAUAUCAGCUUGCGAAGUUCGGGCAUGCGCAGAAAGCAAAAUUUCGACAUAGUUUUUGGGUUUAAAAGUGACACAGCAGUCUUGACUUUUACUUUUCGCUUUCUCUCCUCCCUUCUUUUUUUGCUUUUCUUGCCUCAUUUUUUUUUUUCUCUUGCUGGGCAUUUAGUAGGCUUGAUUUUGGUGGGAAGAGUUUUUAGGAAAGCUUUUAGGAUCUUAGGAUUAGGCGAAAGGAAAGGUAGGUGGGUAAUGGGACAAGAUUUUCAUGGAGAUUUUCAGGUCAAUGUCACGUGGUUUUUUGCUUGUUUCUCCGGUGUCCUUGACUGAAUUGUGCUCAUUCUGGUAUGGUUUGAAAGAUCUCUUCACUCUGCACAAGUUAGUGAAGAAAGUUGUCCUUGACCGUUAAAACUGAUGACGUCACAAUGGGUAGAAAGGACCUGGAUCCGCACGGGCGGUUACGGGCGGUUCAGGGGCGAAUGGGUUAAUGUGUGGAGAUUGAAACUCUGUUUUAGACAACAAAACACAAAGUGAAUAAGGACACCAAAGAAAGAUCUCUCUUGGGAGGGCUUUGGGUCAGGGAGUGUGAUGACCGUGUUGCGUUCACUUUUCACCCAUAAAGCAAAGGGAAAUUAUUGUGGCCAGUUUGAAUGUUUGACUUGUUAGCAACAAUUUGUUUGAUUUUGAUUCUUUCAAGCUACAGGGGGCUGCAACUAAAAAGUGUUUGAUCAUGCAGCAUGAAAGUACAUUUUUGGUGGAUGUUAAUGUACAAGUCCAGUAGUUAUUGUGUUGAUAAGUGUUGUUAUUAUUAAUUUUCUGUUACACAUUACGUUGUGAUUUUUCAAGGAAUUACCAGAUUAGAGAGGUGGGAGAGAGCUGAGGAAUAUGGGCUUUACCCACCAAGAGAAGUAAAGUCAAUCAUUCUGCAGCAUCCUAAUGACACUACAUUCACUGAAUGGUAUGUAGCAGUAUUAUUC
Porites evermanni is the source of this 2285-nucleotide messenger RNA. Lineage: Eukaryota; Metazoa; Cnidaria; Anthozoa; Scleractinia; Poritidae. The record is from the annotation of a GenBank genome assembly.